Molecule: messenger RNA, 1524 nt
Organism: Stylophora pistillata
Lineage: Eukaryota; Metazoa; Cnidaria; Anthozoa; Scleractinia; Pocilloporidae
Cellular component (GO): intracellular anatomical structure
Source: RefSeq, a predicted model, not a curated record
UGAGGGAGACUUGACCCAGUCCCCUCCCCAUACCACCCAUCAGAGUAAAAAUGCUCACGCAAGAAUGGGUCCUGGGUCCAAAGUAUCAUAAGUGACUGGUGUGGACAGCUGACAUGACGCUACGUGAUAUGCCAUGUGUGGAACGUGCUACAGGGCAUGCGAAGGUUCGGGCAUUCUCUGUGUGGCCCACCAUGGUAGGAAAUCAUAAUGCGUGCAGGAAGUGGAUUCUGCUCAAGAUACGGGCUUGUCUUUUUAACUCUUUCAUCGUGAAAAUCGCGAAUAUUGCGAUGGACUAGUCCACUUCAGUUUACCUAAUCAGCGAAUUUAGAGUUGAGCUCGUCAGUAAUUCUCUCAACUGUCCACAUUACAAUUCUUGUGAUAUUAGUUUCCUGAAUUUGGUAUUGGAUUAACUACUAAAAUAAUCCCCUGAUUGAUAUUUUUCUUUAUUCUCAUCACUUGUCUGCUUGAUAUUAUACUGAUAUUGUAAGGAGAAAUGAGCCCCUAAAAUGUUCUCAUUAAGAAUGAAAGUUAGACGAAAGGAUGCAAACGGCCAUGGACUUAGAGUGGUAGGAAGAAUGAGGCAGCGUGGCAAUAUAAAUUGCGUUGAUGAUUGUAAUUUUAAAAAAGCGCAUCUUGGAGUUGGCACCCAGUUAUAUCCUUAUCUGUUUAAAAGAUUAACAUUGUCGUAGCAGAUCUUUGUUAAGUGGUUAUUAAUGAUCUUAAAAUAAAUAAAAUCUGAUCGCCGGGCUCUCAUUAUAAUUCAUAGCUUCAGAAGUGAUUGACGUAUAGGAAGCCGUGGGCUCUCAACUGUUUCUAAAGUAAAAUGCCUUCCGAGCAUAAAUAUUCAGCGUUAUUUCAAACGGCCGACAUUAACUUGGUGUCGCCCAGACAAAAUUUGUGAUCUCAUUCAAGAGCCGAAAUGACCAAUCGAAAAGACAUCUAUGUUAAAAAGUUGGGUUUGAUUCCACUCUCCGAGGAAGGAGGUUACUUUAGCGAAACUUAUCGAUCUCCCGAGACGAUUCCAGUUGAAGGACGCGAAGGAACAGAGAGAAGCUUAUUCACAACAAUUUUCUACCUGAUUGCGCCUGAACUGGGAGGAAAAAACUUUUUAAAUAGAAACAAGAGUGACAUCACCCACUUUUUUCACGAUGGAUGGCCAGCUAAAUACAUUUAUAUCACACAAGAGGGCAAAGUUGAAGAGUUUAUCCUGGGUAAAGACAUUUUAAAAGGCCACGUUCUUCAACAAAGGGUUCCAGGUGGCUGUCUUAAGGCGGCGAAAAUUUUGAUCGACGAGUCUAGCGAGUAUGAAAAGUUUCCCGGCGAAACACCUUUCACGUUGAUCUCAGAGAAGAUGUCCCCCGGAUUUGAUUACAGAGAUCGUCACGUGCCACUUGCUUCUGAAGUGAAAUCUUUGCAUGUGGAUCUGUGGUCAGAGAUAAAAGAGUACUGUGCACCCGACGAAAAUAAUUGAUUUCUUUGAUUUUGCAUUAAUCAACAUACUUGUUAUGCUGAAAUCUUUUACCU